Fusarium poae is the source of this 492-nucleotide messenger RNA. RefSeq lists its product as uncharacterized. NCBI's taxonomy places the organism in Eukaryota, Fungi, Ascomycota, Sordariomycetes, Hypocreales, Nectriaceae. Gene Ontology annotation, molecular function: carbon-sulfur lyase activity. The coding region runs from base 1 to 492 and encodes 163 amino acids. The transcript has 4 exons. The record is from RefSeq and is a predicted model, not a curated record.
AUGGGUUCCGAAGACGACGACAAGAAGCACAUGGAAAACCACCAGCACCAGUUUUCCCAUGACAACCACGAUGAUUGGGAGACUCAGCCUCCAUACAUGAGACCCGAUGAGGCUACUGAGAAGCGAGAGAACUUUGAGAAAAAGGUUCACGGUGCUCCUUUCCAAUGGGCAGCCAUCUUUAAGAAAACCGAUCUCGCAUUCGAAAACGGUGUCAAGAAUCUACGUUUCUACAAGACUUCAUCCGGCAAAAACGAGCACGUUCUUCCCUGCAAAGUGGGUUGUGCAGAGUGUGGAAGUUGGAUCAUGGACGAAGGUCGAAACAUGGUCCUUCUAUUCCCCACACUAUUGAACCUUGACACACCCCAGCUCCGCGAGAACUUCCAGCCUCAAUGCCACAUCUUUUACACUCAGAGAGUAGUUGACAUUCCCGAUGGAAAGGACAAGUGGACCAAACUCGACAAGGACAGUGAACUUAUGAAGGACGUGGGCUAA